Molecule: messenger RNA, 2414 nt
Organism: Lethenteron reissneri (Far Eastern brook lamprey)
Lineage: Eukaryota; Metazoa; Chordata; Hyperoartia; Petromyzontiformes; Petromyzontidae
Source: RefSeq, a predicted model, not a curated record
CAGGUGCGGGCAGCACGAUGCGAGCACGGCGAGUGUGACUGCGAGAGCGUGGUGGACACAGAGCACACAGAGCACUCACUCACUCACACACUCACUCAAUCUCAGCGAGGGAGAGACGUCUACCGCGCCGCGUGAGGGGAGCAAUGGCGCUGCUUCAACAGAUCCGCCUCCUGAGCUGGAAGAACGGGUGGACGCUCCUGCGGACCCCGUUUCUGCCAAUAUCAGUCGUGGUGUGGCCAUGUAUCCUAUUCAUCAUCAUCGCCAUCCUGCGAAUUCAAAGCCCCCCUCAACAAAGAUCUGCAUGUUACCUGCCAGCGCAGACACUGCCAAGCGGAGGCUUUUUCCCUUUCCUGCAGUCAUUGGUUUGUGACUCCGCCCCAGAGUGCAAGAACACCAGCUAUCUGCACUCAAGCACUUCAAGGUCAAGGUCUUUACUGUACCAAGGCACGGGGCCGGACGAGGCCAUGGUGUUUCAGACGAUGAAGCUAGUGCGGCUGCACAGGCAAACGGUGGACGCAGAAAUGCCGAGGCUGCAGCAGGACGUGGACCGCAUCUUAAGACAACUCGAGGUGAAUUUCACCCAAGUGUGGGAUGCCACCAAUGGCACAGAGCUGGGUGAGCUGGGUGAAUACCCAGCUCUGUGGAGAAACCUGUCUCACACUCUCCUUGGACGCGUGUUGUCAUCCACCGGCUUCAACAUGGAUGGGAUGAUUUUUGCACAGAAUAUGAAGAUGCUUUGGUGCUCUCAGCUGACUGGGAUGGCUGAGAACAUUACGACAGCCCUGUCGUCCCAGCUCAGCAUUUAUGAGCUGAAGUACUUCAUCGCCAAUUCGCUGCCAACCUUCAACAGCACCAUGCAAAGUUGGUGCAAUAGCGAUCAGUCCCUGUUGGUGGAAGCACUGAACACAUUAAACCAGACAGUUACAGCCCUCAACGUCACCAAGAUAAUGGAUCUGCUGUUAAAUGUGAACUCGUCAAUGCUCACGAAGAUAGAGGACGGCAUAUUGAUGCUGGAGGGAGUUCAGAAGCAGAGUGAAUACAGCUGGCAAGGUGUUAAGGAUGCAUCGUCCAUUCUGAUGGCACUGACUGACGCUAAAGCAUGGAGCAGCCUGGACAGUGUGACUGCAAGCCUCAAGGACAUCAAAGCGUUGGUGAAUGUGAGCAAGGAGUUGACUUCAAGCUACGCUGAACUCCAGCCACCUAUGGAGCUCAUAGAACUCAUCCUGCAAGCAGCCAUCAGCAUCCUUGAGCAGCCAGCAAACCCGGAUAAUACAGCUUGGAGGGACUGGCUGGACCAAGGAAUACAGAAAGGUUUUAACAAAAGCACAAAUGGAGAUUCUUUUAACAUCAGCCUUUCACUCUUUGAGACGGUGCUCACGUGGCUCGAGAAAGAGCUGCAGGGCAACAGCAGCGGCAGCAGCGGCACCUUUUGGGGUCUGGGCAGCACGGACGUCAGCAGCGUGCGAGUGGCGCUGCGUCAGGCCCGCCUCUGGCUGCCCCUGCUGCGUCAGUCGGCGCGGGUGUACGACUGGAGCAGCGAGGGCUAUGCCUGGGCGCUGGGCGUGGCAGAACAGGCGUUGGAUGGCCUUCAGUUCGGCGCGGAGAUUUCAAAGGUCCUGCAGGCUGUGCAAGCAGUCAGAGAUGUGAUUCUGCACGCAACCAAAUUGAAUACAGAGCUGCUUGUUCUGGUCAGGCAAGUGGUGACCGUCAUCGCCGAAAACAUCGACUUGAUGGCCUCGGACGCCAACCGGCGGGUUGACCUCCUUGGGCAAAUGAUUGCCGACGUUGACGUCUUCGUCACUGAAGUGAAGCAGAAACUGCAGCAAAAUCGGUCGCUGAGUUGCAUGGACCUGAUGGUGCUGUGGGACAUGCUGCCCGCGGACAUCCUGACCGACCGCCAGACCGUGCUCUCUGCCGUGUGUCAAGCGAACACGAGCGGGUCCCUCGGCAACUUGACAGCGGCGCUCGGUCACUACGAGGCUCUGCAGCGGGCUAGCACCACGCUGGCGAUCCUGGUGAACGGGAGCCAAGUGGCACCCAGCGGACAGCCGCCAAGGGUCUCCGAGCUGUACGCAAACUGGCAGAGCGUGGUGGAUGCUGCCGGAGAGAAUGUGGACGCCCAGGCGAAAUUCUACAGCUUCCUGCAGCAAGUGUUUGGUGUGAUGCCAUCACCACCCAGCAGCACGGCACUGCUGGACUCCUUUUUGGAACACCUACUCAUCAACCUGAUGUUGGACGUCACCGAUGUUGUGGGCAUGACGGUGCAGCAGACACUGGGAUGGCCCAGCAUGGACCAGCUUGUCAAUGGCUUGCAUUGGAUCAUCUCCACAAUAAACCAGCAAAAUACCACCAGCUUUACGAGCAAAUGCGAAGCAGGAGAGCUGGGAGAUUUCUGCAGGAAUCUUGAUCGUUAA